CACUUGGGAACUGGACCAGCAGACUCCUGGGCUGGAGGCUGGAGGAAUAGAAGGGAAGAAGGGCUUCCUCCUCUGUGGUCAGGUUGGAGCUGGCAUGGUGGACUUCAGUCCCCUCCUUCCUGGGUCAAAAGACUGGACCCCCACUGACCUCUGCCCGGCUGUGUCUCCACGCCGCUGGGAAGUCUAGACGGCUGCUCCUGCCAGCCAAGCCCAACAAGACAGGGACAUCCCCACACCCUUUUUUUGAUGGAGAAACCAAGACCCAGAGAAGGUGAGCAGCCGGCCUGAGGACACACAGCCAGUGAGCACAGGCCUGGAUGACCACCACAAGCUGAGAUGGGGGGAGUGGAGGGAGACGCCAUGUGGGCAUGUACUGCCUCCUCUCUGGGCCCCAGUUUCCCCACAUUAGUGAGACGGGAACGUUGCGUUGGAGGAGGCUGGGGAACUCCGACGUGAGGAGAGGUAAGGGAGGGCCUCCUGAGCCACGAGGAUGGGAGCGGUUAGGUGAGCGUGGUGACUUAGUCGGGCCAGGGUUCCAGCACACCCAGCCGCUCUUCUCCCUCCGUCUGCUCCCCUCCUGCCCCCUGCCCUCUCUGCCCCACCUCCUCCUCCUGCCCUGCCUCUGUCCCUCUGUCACUCUAGCUUCGGUUCUCUCUCUCUCCCUGCUCUAUCUACUCAAAGCCACCCUUCCUCCAACCCGAACAACCUCCCCACUGUCUCAUGAGGAGAGGCCAGGUCCCACAUCCCAGGCCCCAGGCAGGGGCCUGCAGGAUUCACCAAGGACUCUGGGACAAUACUGGCUUGGACCCUUGUCCAGGAGUGGGUGUAGACAGGGCCCACACUGCUGGCUGGCACUGCCUGGGCCACCCUGGCCAACUCAACCCACAAGGCUGAGGCAGGUUCGGUCGAUGGCCCAGCCCUUUGCAAACCACCUGGACCCUGGAAGAGAGACGGGGCCCUGCUCACAAGGAGACGAUAUUCCAGUGGGAGCGGUCAGCACGCAAAUGAUAAGACACAGAUAAAGCUCUGCAAGUGAGCGGUUGCCCGAUAACACGGUGAGGGAACAAAGCGGGCCGCGCGGGAUGGUCAAGGCUGAUCUGGGGGGUUGCGGCUUCAGCACAGCGCAGACAUCACCAUGGCUCUCCUGACGCACCUGCUGGUCUGCACCUUCGGGAUGGGCUCCUGGGUGGCCAUCAAUGGGCUGUGGGUGGAGCUGCCCCUGCUGGUGACGGAGCUGCCCGAGGGGUGGUAUCUUCCCUCCUACCUCACAGUGGUCAUCCAGCUGGCCAACAUCGGCCCCCUCCUGGUCACGCUGCUCCAUCACUUCCAGCCCAGCUGCCUUUCCGAGGUGCCCAUCAUCUUCACCGUGCUGGCUGUGGGCACCGUUGCCUGCGCCCUCUUCGCCUUCCUCUGGAAUGUCACCUCGUGGGUGCUGGACGGCCGCCACAGCAUUGCCUUCAUGGUCCUCACUUUCUUCCUGGCGCUGGUGGACUGCACCUCCUCCGUCACCUUCCUGCCCUUCAUGAGCCGGCUGCCCGCCUGCUACCUCACCACCUUCUUCGUGGGCGAAGGACUCAGCAGCCUCCUGCCUGCCCUGGUGGCUCUUGCCCAGGGCUCGGGUCUCACCACCUGUGUCAAUGUCACUCAGCCACCAGACACCACCCCAAGCACUGCGACCACCGGGAAGACUGUCUUUCUACAGGGGGCUAACAGCACUUUGGGGACGGACCUGACCGGAACGACGCGUUCCGCUGUCCAUCUAGAAAGCCGCUACCUCCCAGCCAACUUCUCGCCCCUGGUCUUCUUCCUCCUGCUCUCCUUCAUGAUGGCCUGCUGCCUCGCCGCGUUCUUUCUCCUCCAGCGUCAGCCCAGACCCAGGGAAUCUUCCAUAGAAGACCUCCUCACCUCCCAGGUCACCCUCCACUCCAUCCGGCCACGGGAAGGGGAUGACCUGGGCCCCCCAGAUCCAGGGCCUAGCAGCAAGGCCCAGGGGCUUCCAGAGGAGAAAACGGCCUCCGACCACCCAGCUCACCUGGCCUUCAUCUACGUCCUGGUGGCCUUUGUGAAUGCGCUCACCAACGGCGUGCUGCCGUCCGUGCAGACCUACUCCUGCCUCUCCUACGGGCCUGUGGCCUACCACCUGUCCGCCACCCUCAGCUCCAUGGCCAACCCUCUCGCCUGCUUCCUCUCCAUGUUUCUGCCGCACAGGUCUCUGCCCUUCCUGGGGGUCCUCACCGUGCUUGGGACUGGCUUUGGGGCCUACAACAUGGCCAUGGCCGUGAUGAGCCCCUGCCCCCUCAUGCAGGGCCACUGGGCUGGAGAGAUCCUCAUUGUGGCCUCGUGGGUGCUGUUCAUUGGCUGUCUGAGCUACGUCAAGGUGAUGCUGGGCGUGAUCCUGCGCGACCGAAGCCGCAGCGCCCUCGUGUGGUGCGGGGCGGCAGUGCAGCUGGGCUCCCUGCUCGGAGCUCUACUCAUGUUCCCGCUGGUCAACGUGUUGAGGCUCUUCUCCUCCGCCGACUUCUGCAGCCUGCAGUGCUCCGCUUAGGACACCUGGCGCGGUCCAGUACAGGACCCUGACCCGCCCCCAUUACUAACACCGUCAACUGGAGCAGAGCACACGCCCAACGUCACAAGGGGAAGUGGCGGGGAGCUGGGAGGCAGAGGCUGAGUACUUAAGAUCCACGCCAGUUCCCCUCGGGAAAGGCAGAGAACGCCACAAGGCCUCCCACUGGACCGGGAACUGCAAAACACACCCCUACCCCGAUGCUGUGUUUCCGUGCCCGCAACUCCAUUGCAGAACUCCUUUGGAUCCUGAGAGAGAGGGCAGGUUUGCAGACCCAGCUGGAGGGAGGCUCAGGGGUGUGGGAAGGGAGAGACCACUGAGAGGGUGAGCUAGCCCUUGCAGGCUGUGUGACCUCGGGGAAGUCACUUAUUUCUCUGUACCUCGGUUUCCUAAAGUGGGGAUUAUGAUAAAUAGCACCUACCUCAUGGCCUUAGCACAGGGAUCAAGGGGAGAGGUGCCCGGCAUGUAGCAAGCCCUCUUGGGCCAUUUCCUGAUCUGAUGCCCAACAGAAAUAACAAGGUAGAAAUAACAAGGCAUGUAGCAAGCCCUCUUGGGCCAUUUCCUGAUCUGAUGCCCAACAGAAAUAACAAGGUAGAAGCUGGCCUACACGGCCGUAAAGUGGCCAGGGUGGUUGAGAGAUGACCCCUGCCCCGUAUCCCUUUUCCCACUCUCCUCGCAGAGAAGCUUCUCAAAGACAGAUGGCGAAAGGUGAAAUCCUGGGCAUCCUGACUCCCUAGUUGCCAAUAUGGAUGGACGUUGUACCCCUCACACCCCUUCCUGCUCCUUGGAAAAUGAGUGACCUCCUGGGAGGCAGAGAGAUGAUGGGGGGAGGGGCUACACCAAACCUCUGGAAGUGAGUCUCCCC
Messenger RNA from Ailuropoda melanoleuca (giant panda), 3428 nucleotides. RefSeq names its product solute carrier family 52 member 3 (gene SLC52A3). Gene Ontology annotation, biological process: riboflavin transport. The coding region runs from base 1136 to 2545 and encodes 469 amino acids. Gene Ontology annotation, molecular function: riboflavin transmembrane transporter activity. The transcript has 7 exons. Lineage: Eukaryota; Metazoa; Chordata; Mammalia; Carnivora; Ursidae. The record is from RefSeq and is a predicted model, not a curated record. Gene Ontology annotation, cellular component: plasma membrane.